GGGAUAGAUACAAAAGGASGGGAGGACGACACUCGAAUUCACUGCAUACCGGAAGUGGUCAGGAUGUAUCGAGGACAYUUAUUAAAUCCACUCAUGCAUGAGAAGCAUUCCAGAAGCCAUUUUGUUGUUAUCGUUGUCGAUUGUGGAGUGGAAUAGAGUUAUGAAGAAAAACACAGCUAAAGAAGGCCAGGAAACUGGGUAUGUGGGAUUUGCAAAUUUACCAAACCAAGUGCAUCGAAAAUCAGUGAAAAAAGGUUUCGAAUUUACUUUGAUGGUUGUUGGUGAGUCAGGUCUUGGGAAAUCCACUCUUGUAGAAAGUUUGUUUCUAACAGAUCUCUAUGACGACACAAGUUUAUCCCCUGCAAUCAAUCGAAUGCACCAGACAGUCAGCAUUGAUACUAAUACUGUUGAGAUCGAGGAAAAGGGAAUAAAAUUAAAACUUACGGUUGUUGAUACUCCAGGCUUUGGUGAUGCCAUAGACAAUAGUUCUUGCUGGCAGUCAAUUGUCAACUACAUUGACAAACAGUUUGAGUCAUAUCUUCAUGAUGAAUCUGGAUUGAAUAGAAGAAAUAUCGUCGACACAAGAGUACACUGUUGUAUGUACUUUAUUAGCCCGUUUGGGCAUGGGUUGAGGCCAAUAGAUGUAGAGUUUAUGAAAGCGCUCCACAAUAGGGUUAAUAUAGUUCCUGUCAUCGCCAAAGCAGAUACAUUAACAAAGAAUGAAUUAAACCUUCUCAAGAGGAAGAUUUUGAACGAAAUGGAAAAUAAUUCUAUUAAAAUCUACACGUUUCCUGACAGUGAAAGCGAUGACGACGAGGAAUUCAUUGAAAUCAAUCAGGAAUUAAAGCUGAGUGUCCCAUUCGCUGUUAUUGGCAGCAACCGGGUUGUGGACUUAAAUGGACGUAAAACACGAGUAAGGCAGUAUCCUUGGGGAUACACUGAAGUGGAAAAUCCAGAUCAUUGCGACUUUGUGAUGCUUCGUAAYAUGCUUGUUCGGACCCAUAUGCAAGAUUUAAAAGAUGUUACACAGGAAAUUCACUACGAGAAUUAUCGUGCUCAACGUCUAUCACAGCAGACCGGUACACCAGCUGGAUACAAGAAAGAUAUGAAGCCAAGGAAAAGUGGCUCAUAUGACGCUAUCGAAGCCACAAUGUCCGAAAAAGACAAAAUGCUAAGAGAGAAAGAACUAGAGCUCAAAAGAAUGCAGGAAAUGUUAGCAAAAAUGCAAAAGGAAAUACAGGCUUCCAAAGUGUAGGCCUGUGGCAAAACAUAUUCAGCCCAAGAAUAGAAGAAAAUGGACUUAAUUAUAAUAAAGAUGUCAUGGACUUACAUUUCUUAGUGCAAUAACAAAUGCAGAUGACUGUACUAUUUAUCAGGAAUUCUACCAAUCAUAAGUGAAAUUCGCUACUCUGGUUAUCACAAUGUUCUUUUUUUACUGAAAAGCUGACGUUUGGUUAGCGACCAUUAUUCGCAAUCUGAAGAGAAGUAACAAAGAGCAAGAUUGAAAGACAUGCCUCAAGUCUUUCCUUUGUGCACACAUCGGGAUUGGGAAUUUGAAUUUGAAUUUGAAGCCGUGUCGAUUGUGUUUUUCGUCGGUUUGUCUCCAACCUUGUAAGGGAAAGUUUACCAUAAUGAGCUGAAACUUCACAGGGGUGUUAAGAAAAAUAACAAGAACACUAUGUUGUAGUUUGAAAUAAUUUUA
This is a messenger RNA of Exaiptasia diaphana, 1702 nucleotides long. RefSeq names its product septin-2. Gene Ontology annotation, biological process: cytoskeleton-dependent cytokinesis; regulation of exocytosis. NCBI's taxonomy places the organism in Eukaryota, Metazoa, Cnidaria, Anthozoa, Actiniaria, Aiptasiidae. Gene Ontology annotation, molecular function: GTP binding; molecular adaptor activity; GTPase activity. The record is from RefSeq and is a predicted model, not a curated record. The transcript has 13 exons. Gene Ontology annotation, cellular component: septin complex; cell division site; microtubule cytoskeleton. Bases 98 to 1255 code for a protein of 385 amino acids.